Messenger RNA from Sinocyclocheilus rhinocerous, 580 nucleotides. RefSeq names its product non-canonical poly(A) RNA polymerase PAPD5-like. The record is from RefSeq and is a predicted model, not a curated record. Gene Ontology annotation, biological process: RNA 3'-end processing; polyadenylation-dependent ncRNA catabolic process. Lineage: Eukaryota; Metazoa; Chordata; Actinopteri; Cypriniformes; Cyprinidae. Gene Ontology annotation, molecular function: mRNA binding; poly(A) RNA polymerase activity. The transcript has 3 exons. Bases 1 to 579 code for a protein of 192 amino acids. Gene Ontology annotation, cellular component: TRAMP complex; nucleolus.
AUGACCUCUUGUAUAUCAAAAGAGCAAGGGAAUUUUGAUUUCUUAGUUCAUGACCCCUUUAAAGCCACCAAACUUGUUCCAAAACAACAUUGUUCAUUCAUUAAGAAGAAAAUCGUUUUUGUUUGCUUAUAUUUAACACUUUUUCUUCUCCCUCUUUAUACCAGUGAUAUAGACUUGGUGGUUUUUGGUCACUGGGAGACUUUACCUCUCUGGACUCUGGAAGAGGCGCUACGCAAGAGAAAAGUUGCAGAUGAGAACUCUGUCAAAGUCUUGGACAAAGCCACGGUUCCCAUCAUUAAACUGACAGACUUGCACACAGAGGUAAAAGUGGACAUUAGCUUUAAUGUACAGAACGGUGUUAAAGCUGCAAACCUCAUCAAGGACUUCAAACAGCAAUUUCCCGUAUUACCGCACCUGGUGCUGGUUUUGAAGCAGUUUUUGCUGCAAAGAGAGCUGAAUGAGGUUUUUACGGGAGGCAUCGGAUCAUACAGUCUGUUCCUCAUGGUUGUCAGCUUCUUACAGGUAACACACUUCGACACAUUCAAAUACACACACUCUCUCACUAGUACCCAAAAAUAAA